AUGCCGUACCAUAACGCCUCCAUGAUGGCUCCAUUUGGCACUCAAUUACUCAAUGACCCUCCGGACUAUGUCGAUAACUUACCCAUUAAUUCUCCUCGUCCCGCCCGUGAAGCUGUGUCGUUACAGCUCGACCCUCCCGACGUCUGUUCUGUCUUGUGCAGAGCCGCUCCUCCAACAACCUCCCCCUCUAACCGACGAAAAUUGGUUGAUUUUUCCGUGUCGUUCAUUCUAACAACACGUGCCUGCAUACCUCCUAAAAUAAGCCUGGUUUCGUGCCGCCUCGAUUACUCCGCUCCACAUUCCGGAACACGAGGAACACUUGCUAGCAACCUGCCAAAACAACUCGUUGACAAGGGUGGAGACGUUGACUCGUACUUCAUCUCUUUGUUAACAGUAAGGGCAGUCCUCAUCCUGGCUACGCCGGAAAAGUCCUUCUAA
Molecule: messenger RNA, 438 nt
Organism: Talaromyces marneffei
Lineage: Eukaryota; Fungi; Ascomycota; Eurotiomycetes; Eurotiales; Trichocomaceae
Exons: 7
Coding region: 1-438 (145 amino acids)
Source: RefSeq, a predicted model, not a curated record